AUGAAGAAGUUCUUCUCACGCUUCUCCGCGGCUGGUCCCGUCACGCCCGCAAAGCCGAGCCAGGAGCCAAGCUUCGACCGCUCCGAGAAGCACGACCUCUACUCGCCUGCCGUCAAGGCAGCGCCAGCCAUCGCUUCGCCAUUCAAUUCCAUCGGCCGAACAAGAGCGCUUGUCGCCAAGUUCGAGGGUGUGACUGCCCUGCCAUCUUCCGCCGGCACUUCGACAGCUCCUCAACUUGCGAUACCUGCCCCCGCCCCAGAUCUUCCGAUUGCCGGUCAAGCUCACCCUCCGUUUCAACCAUCCUCAUCAUCCGGCCCCGGCACCGCCUCUGUACCAAAACGGAUCCCCGGCUCCAGUCUGCCGGCUUCAGCGGACCUGCCAUCGGGAACCCGAAUCUUUCAAUCCGACACCGCCUUCGACCCUUCUGGUUCUACAUCUCUAACAAAAAGGACGGACUUUACGGAGGCCAGCUCGAACGGUCACAAUGCACAUGCGAUCAAGACGGUUGCUUUCGCUCCUUCGCCACAGAAGCAGCGGUCCACGUCGCCGGCACACAUCGGCACCUCGCACCGCACAGCAGCGUCACAGCCCUUGUCUCGCACCAACUCCAAAGACAACAAUGCCUUCGCUACACCCGGCAACUUCGCUCGGCCAACGGCUGCCAGCCAGGCAAGAGCACGUACCUGGACAAGAUCGGCUUCCAGCGACACCAGUCAUCCACCCGCUCCAAAUGUCUCGACCAAUCUCCGUGACAGAGGAACGUCAGUCCAAACACGAUCGUCUAAAUCCAGGAUUUCUUCGUCGAUGCGCUCGACCUCUCGUCGCAGCUACUCCUAUUCGAGCACUCCCGUAUCCCGCGAUGGAGGCGCUUCACUUGCUUCCAUGGCCUUGACCAAUAAUGGCAUCCAGAGCCAGAGCCAGAACGCCGAUACCUCAUCACGGUCCAUGGCUCGAGGGGGCUCCUUCGACUUGGCACCAGGCAUUAGCGCGUCUCCUAUCGCCAGCAUCGACUUGCAUUCGCCUGCAACGGGUCCCUUCCAAUUUCCCACGCGCACAUCGCUAUCCAUGCGCAAAAGCUACUCUGGUUCCAACAGCAGCCGCCCCACAAGUCGCCGCAACAGCGUCGAUCCACACUCACCGACUGCCCCUGGCGAACCCGUCAUCUUCCCUCCCUCCGCCAGCCCAGCUCUUCGAUCUUUCGGAUUCCCGACAUGGAGCGAGAUGACCAACGAGGAGCUCGUCCGUAAUCUUGGCCCGCGCGAGCGAACACGACAGGAAGUGCUGUGGGAGAUUGUGGCGAGCGAGGAGCGAUACGUGAUGGAGCUGGAAAAGGUCAAGGAUCUCUACAUCGACGCCCUCAUCAACCCCGAGCAUUUUGAUCUUGAGCGCGUGCUCCCGCCAGUGCAUCCGCCCUCCGUAUCCUCGCCAGUCGAUGUGAACGAAUCGCAAUUUAGGUCCAAUGCGGCGUUGUGGGAAGAUCCGUCGGCAGCGAGACCGACUCCCGCCAUCACCUCGAGCGCAGAGCUUCCAAUCGCUGCUCGCUUCAUGUCCAACGUAUCUGCGGGCAAUGCGGGCGGCGGCCUGACAGACACAUCCUCCAAAAGCAUCCUAGCGCAAUGGGAUACACACAAGGCAGCCGGCGCACGGAGCCCGUACUCGAUGGGUGUCAGCAACAUCAACGCUGCCGGUCAGCUUGCCGCACAUGGCGGCCAAACGCAAAAGCGCUCUGAAGCUGCGUAUGGACUCGGCCUGGGUCUCGGUACGACAGCCACUCGCGAUCGAAGCGCCCCCGCCUACAUGAACAUUUCCACGGCGACCAAGAGCAAGGACAAGAUCUCGAGGGCGCAGAAGCUUCGUGGCCUCUCGUCCAAGGCUGGUGGUGAUGCAAAUCCGCUUCGUCUGACGGUUCCGCUGCCUCCUUCGCUGCGUGAAGUGCUGGUCGCCAUGUCCGAGGGUCUCACUGAAGCGCACGGUCUUCUUUCGGAUGCGCUCAAGGCGAGAUACGAAGAGCAGUGGCCUUUGGUCCGCAGCUUGGCCGAUGUCUUCAUGAAACACUCGCACAUCCUCGAGCACUACGCCAGCUAUGUUUGCCAUCUGCAGAGGGCGAUGGAGGAGCUGGAAGAGGCAGCCCUCAUGGAACGCGCGUUUCGAGGCAAGCGGCUCAAGAAGGAGCGUCUCAGCAACACCGUCGGCCUCGGACGAACCGUGGCAGCCCUCGAAGCGUGCGCUGCCGAGCAAGGCUAUGCUGGGCUCUCCAUCUUCGCCUCGAUGCCAUUCCAGCGGCUGCUCAAGUAUCCCCUGCUGUUUCAGAAUCUGCUCUUCCACACGGAUCCUUCAACACACGAGUUCGAAAGCACGGUCGGCAUGGUAGUUGAAGUUGAGCGGCUAGUGCGCUCGAUCGAGGACGAAAAGGUCACGGCCGAGGAGAGGGACAAGGCGCGCGAUGUCUUCGCCCGCAUUGACGGCAUCACUGACCGUGUCGUGCUUCGACCUCGACCCGAUCGCGUUCUCAUCGAAGAAUGCGCAUUGUACGACGAAAGUGCUCGGAGGACGCUAUCCGAAUCGGCUCCCAAGGAUGGGCGUAGCGACGCCAACGCCUCGGACAGUGAGGGCGCGGAGAGCGGCAGCGAAGGCUCAGGCCUCCGCAGCGGACGAAGGGGCAACUCGAGCCAAUCUGGGCUACGUGCGGCCCUGCGGAACAAGCGAUCCUACCGCCGGCUUUCCGACUUCCUGUCGGCAGAACAGGGCGGCGGAGGGUCUUCGAAAGCGCCGACGAUGGGAAGCAAGAAGGACCUGUGGCUGGUGCGCUUCUCGGACGUCGAGAUCAAGUGCCAGCGCAUUGGCGUGACGGCUUUGCCCAUGGUCAGCACCGCCGCGCUGCGCACUGCCGACGACGAUACAACCACAAGCGAGUUGACUGACUUUGCGGCUAGUAGCAAGGACAGUCGGGAACGUCUGAAGGCCCUGCGUAGCACAACUCUGCGCGCCAAGACACGCAACCUGUAUCGCUUUAUCUCGGUGGUGGCUUGGCGCAACGCCGCAACGCGGCAGAUGUUCGCCUCCAAGGAAGGAGGCCUGGAUGGGCUUCCGACGUCGCACGAAGUCGACGAAGAGUUCGACGAGGCCGGCGAAGACGAUGACGGUGCGAGUAUCAGCUGCGAUGACGGGAGCAGUGCGACCAGCAGCGCUUCAUCGGACAGUAGCGAGGGUGUGGGUGGUCAGGCAGGGUCGGACAAGUAUGUUCGCUCGACGAAACUGUCGUUCACGUACUGGGGCGACCGCAUCGAGCCCGGCCGGGCACUUGCAGCUCCGCACACCGGAAGCAAAAAGGGAACUGCUUCCGCACAUGGCCGGGGUCUCGGCUCUGAUAGACCGGGCGGACGUAGCGAUGUUCAAGUGGCUGCAUCGUUGCACCGUGCCUCUCACAGCACCUCUGCCGCCUCUGCAGACUCGAGCGUUGGUGCAAGCUCGAGGUCGACCCAUGAAGUCGGGGCGGCCCGUAUCGAUGGCCGUACUGAUGGGACAAGAGUGACGAGGCAAGCAAGAUGGAGUAGCGUCAAUGGCGGCAGCAUGGCCAACACCAGCGCUGCGCGACCUGGCGGCAGCCGAACCGGUGUUUCUGGCCGUCUGAGCGAGCCUCUGGCCGCGACCUCGAUGUCGACUGCGCCCGAACCAAUGCAAACGGCCGUGGCGCAAAUGCACGCGCGUCAGCGCAAUGACAAGUUCGGCGCACGCCUGCGCAGCUCACUACCAUAUGGCGGCACGGGCUCCUCAGUGGCGGUCGGAGCGUCCACUGAGUCGGCAAGCUCCCACAUCUCGGUCAACAGCGCAGCUGAGGCGCGUAAUCGCCCUCCCAGCGCCACGGCCGCAGCGGGAAGUGCUGAGCAGCAAGUCGCCUCCACACGCACCCGUUGGACAUUCGCUAUGCACGUCGAGAUGGAAACGAUCUCGCCAACUUCGUCGUACCGAACGGUACCUGAUCUCAAUGCCGGCAGCGAAUCGGAAGGAAGUACGGUUGGUUCUCGUCCAUCAUCGCCGGUUGAGUACGAAACCACAACGACCACACGUCACGGAACGGCAUUGGUGUUGGAAAAGCCCACACUAGUGAGCUUUGUGCCUACGUCUGAGAUCCAUACGGCGGUGAGCAUCACGCGCGACCGCGUCAUCAUCGAUACCAUCCUACCACCGACCGCGACACUCGCACGCUCUACUCCACGCGCAGCGGCUCUCCAAUCAGAACACGCACCUCUUGGCAAAGAAGAGAGAGAGGCGGUGCUGCAAAGGCACCAGGCGGAGCUAUACGAGCUGUUGGCGAAGAAGUUCACGGCGAACUAUGACCCGACGGGCAAGAUCAGGGACGACGUAUUCACGACCCUGACGAAGCUCACGCGAUUCCCAGAUCCACCUGGCCUCAAGACGGCAAGUGGCGAAGACGGGUGUCCUUGCAUUUGCUGCGAGCUGGGCUGUGAUCAUCCGCUCGAGCCGAAUACACAGCAAGAAACAGAACGCAGCGAACGCAGCACGCAUUUGACACAGGAAGCUGGGCAGGAGGAGCUGCAUUCGUUCCUCGAGAUGGACAAGCCGCGUUUUGGGAGGCCGGUACGAUCCCUGUCGCUGCGCGCGCUCGCAGGCGCAUCGGAUCGGGAUGGAGACAAGAGAAGUGGCGGCUUCUGGGCAUUUGGUCGAUCCAACCGCUCGAGCUCGCAGUCGGAAUUCAGCCAGUCCACUCAAACUACGUCGAGCUCCGCACAAGGGUCCUCGCCACCCCCGCGAGCAGCGAAUGGAGCAGCUGAGGUCGGCCGCUCGCGCUCGUUGUCGGAUCUGGUCCGAAGACGACGCAGCAAGCAUAUUGCGACGACAUCCGCCCCACCACCGCGCACCGACCAUAGGGAAGCGGUGGUGCUGCCUGCACGUACGUCGUCGCACGCCGAGCUGCGUAUCCGAGCCGAGACACCGCAGGAGACGCCCCAACCUCCACCGCGCCGCAGCAGCAAGCGUUAUGCCAUUGUGUCACGAAAGCCCGUCCCGCCACUUUAUCCCACUGCCUCCCAGUCGGACCCAGCGCUGCAUGCAACACUUGCGCGCUCGGGCACAACCGCAUACGCCAUCGACCGCAUCGUCGAGGAAGACGAAGACGAAGAGACCCUUUCGCGACGACACUCGGCGCUCAUGUCCAGCUUCCAUGCGCAUCCUGAUCCCUGGUCGCAGCCUCUGCACACUCCGACUUCGACAACACACGUCGGGGUAGCCAUCUAA
This is a messenger RNA of Moesziomyces antarcticus, 5256 nucleotides long. RefSeq lists its product as uncharacterized. Gene Ontology annotation, molecular function: guanyl-nucleotide exchange factor activity. Gene Ontology annotation, biological process: positive regulation of Rho protein signal transduction. NCBI's taxonomy places the organism in Eukaryota, Fungi, Basidiomycota, Ustilaginomycetes, Ustilaginales, Ustilaginaceae. The record is from RefSeq and is a predicted model, not a curated record. The transcript is spliced from 3 exons. Bases 1 to 5256 code for a protein of 1751 amino acids.